Molecule: messenger RNA, 1591 nt
Organism: Carassius carassius (crucian carp)
Lineage: Eukaryota; Metazoa; Chordata; Actinopteri; Cypriniformes; Cyprinidae
Exons: 10
Coding region: 159-1040 (293 amino acids)
Cellular component (GO): membrane
Source: RefSeq, a predicted model, not a curated record
CACGUGAACUUGGUUCCCAUGAAUGUGUAUUGAUUUGAUAAGCUAUGCAAAGUCCUGUCCCUCUGGAGACAAACUCAUCGAGAAUAGACUUUGCCCUACGCAACUCAUAACAGGAAGCAGAGGGGUACCAGACUGAAAGGUUUGUUCAGAGAAACAAUAUGAACCGAGAGCAGCCUCCCCCUCCGUAUAACCCCUAUUACCCUCCGCAUUAUCCUAAUGCAACACAGGGUAACAUUGGGCAGCCCACAGCUGGCAUGAUGCCCCCUGCUGGGCAGCCCUCUGCUAUCAUGAUGCCCCCCAUUGUUGAACAUGUCAAUAUGGGGCUUCCAGACAGUGCUCCGCCAGAAUACUCUCUGGGAUUUGAAGACGAGAACUGCUUUUCAGAUGCUUCCAUAAGAAGAGGUUUCAUAAGAAAAGUGUAUCUAACACUUAUGGUUCAACUUUUAUUAACCAUUGGAAUCAUCUGUGUUUUUCUUUACUGGGAGACACUCAAGGUAUGGGUGAGAGGCACAAAUUGGUUUACCUACACUAUGAUGUGUGCAACGUUUGUUCUAGUCAUUGUGCUCACCUGUUGUGGUGACAUACGUCGCAAAGUUCCCUUAAACUUCAUCUUCCUAUUACUAUUUACAAUCACAGAAGGCUUUCUCCUUGGAUCAGUGGUAGUGUACUAUUCAGCAGACGCAGUGCUGUGGGCAGUGGGUGCAACUGCUCUGGUGUCUCUUGCAAUGAGUUUGUUUUCACUGCAGUCAAAAUGGGACUUCACAGCUCUGUCAGGGAGCAUAUGGGUAUUAUGCUGGACGCUGUUUUCAUUUGCAUUACUCUGUGCAAUUCUGAGAUCACAGUAUUUGUACAUCCUUUAUGCAUCACUGGGAACGUUGAUCUUCUCUGUGUACCUGGUGAUGGACACGCAGCUCAUACUGGGUGGAAAGCACAAAUACAGCAUCAAUCCAGAAGAGUACAUCUUUGCUGCUCUGAACUUGUACCUUGAUAUCAUCACAAUUUUCUUAUUAUUGCUUCAAUUAAUUGGAUUUUGUCGUUGAUGUGGUUUAUGAACAUCAUGAUUGCUGCUCCACUCAACACAUCUCUCAUGUAGACUGUUAGGGUUUUGGGACACAUUUUUACUCCAUUUUUUUAAACAGCUUCAUUAUGUCUAUAACAUAUUGGAAGUUAAACUGAAUUUUGGUUAAUGGUACAAAAGCCUAUAGGUAAAUCAGAUGGUGAUGAAACAAUUUUCACUCAGAAUUUCACAGAUUAUUACAAAGAAACUGCAAAUAACAAAUUGAAUUAAACAUGAAUUUUAAAGUAGUAUUUUUUUGUAAAACAUACUCCAAUUUUUUUUUUCAGUGCAGUUUUAUAGUGAAAUAGCUAUUACAUUAAAAUUACUAUUAAAUAGAUAUAUAGAUAAGUAAAGAAAAGACAAUGUCAUAUAUAAGGGAUAUAAAUAUGCAAUACAUUUUUGAGACCACCAUUUUUACCACCAUUAUUUAAUUUAAAACAUAACUCCAUUGUGUCUGUAAGACAUUGUAAUAAAUGUUCACUGUCAUGUCACUGUACUUUAAGUUAAAUAUAUUAAAGUAUCUACUGUAACCCA